Molecule: messenger RNA, 697 nt
Organism: Telopea speciosissima
Lineage: Eukaryota; Viridiplantae; Streptophyta; Magnoliopsida; Proteales; Proteaceae
Product: photosystem I reaction center subunit VI, chloroplastic-like
Exons: 3
Coding region: 49-483 (144 amino acids)
Biological process (GO): photosynthesis
Cellular component (GO): photosystem I; photosystem I reaction center; chloroplast thylakoid membrane
Source: RefSeq, a predicted model, not a curated record
AGUCAAGAAGGAAGAACGAACGCCUCUGUGGAGAGAGAAAGAAGACCAAUGGCGUCUCUGGCAACCAUAGCAUCUUUACAACCGAUCGCCAUUAAGGGCCUUGCCGGAAGCUCCAUAACCGGUACUAAGCUCUUCUGCAAGCCAACUCGCCGGAAUGUGACCCGCACGAACCUUAGAUCAGGAGCAGUGGUGGCCAAGUACGGUGACAAGAGUGUCUACUUCGACCUGGAGGACAUAGGCAACACUACUGGCCAAUGGGAUUUGUACGGCUCCGAUGCUCCUUCUCCCUACAACUCUCUCCAGAGCAAGUUCUUUGAGACAUUUGCAGCUCCUUUCACCAAGAGAGGCUUGUUGCUCAAGUUUUUGAUACUAGGAGGUGGUUCUACCCUUGCCUACCUCAGCUCCACUGCCUCAGGGGACAUUCUACCCAUCAAGAAGGGCCCACAACUACCUCCUAAGCUUGGACCACGUGGCAAGAUCUAAUUGUUGAGGAAAGGAUCCACAUCCUUCCCUACUCUUUCCUUUGUUAAUAGGAUUAGUAUAUUGUCCUUUUUGUUUGUGUUCAACAUGUAAGUAAGUAUGUCCAGGCAUUCUUGAGACCUUCUUUCUUGUUAUUUAGACUUUCAAAUUUGGGUAUUGCUUUGAUUUUGAUCUUUGUUGGUUUGUGGUUUCUUAGUUGUAUAAGUUACCUGAUAAU